Haliotis rubra (blacklip abalone) is the source of this 789-nucleotide messenger RNA. RefSeq lists its product as uncharacterized. NCBI's taxonomy places the organism in Eukaryota, Metazoa, Mollusca, Gastropoda, Lepetellida, Haliotidae. The transcript is spliced from 4 exons. The record is from RefSeq and is a predicted model, not a curated record. Bases 172 to 774 code for a protein of 200 amino acids.
GGUGUUAUUCCCAAAACAAGCCCGAUAAGGUGCGACAUUCCAGUCUGGCGUGUUCACACACUAUCUCCACUGAUCUAGUUCUUUGGAAUAUUCCACCUCCCAAGCGGAUCAGAUAUUCUGCGCUGAAUCCAAUACAGCGUUAUAUACCUCAGCAUCUCUCCACUCCCUACAAUGCUCAUCUACGUGGUCCUGGCGUUAUUGCUGUCAACCUCUGCUGCUUCGGGGCCCUGUGCCCCGAACGAGGACCUUCUCAAACUGCUGACUGCCAUCCACACAUCCCCAUCAUACAGCACGAUGUCCGCUGACAAUAGGGCGCUCGUCCCGGAACUGAUUGGGGCAGCCGAAUCUUGUCAGCUGACGGCGUAUAUUGCAACUGUCGGCUUCUACAAAAUCCUGGAUUUGUUGGACAGUGUGACGCCAGCUGAAGCUCACUUCUUCAACUCCUACCUGUCAGCGGUAAGUACAGGUGAAACUCACUUCUUUAACUCCUACCUGUCAGCGGUAAGUACAGGUGAAACUCACUUCUUUAACUCCUACCUGUCAGCGGUAAGUACAGGUGAAACUCACUUCUUUAACUCCUACCUGUCAGCGGUAAGUACAGGUGAAACUCACUUCUUUAACUCCUACCUGUCAGCGGUAAGUACAGGUGAAACUCACUUCUUUAACUCCUACCUGUCAGCGGUAAGUACAGGUGAAACUCACUUCUUUAACUCCUACCUGUCAGCGGUAAGUACAGGUAAAACUCACUUCUUUAACACCUACUUGUCAGGGUAACUACAGGUAAAACUC